UCUCUCUUUCUCACUGCCGUUUAUGUAGGAGUAGAUAUAUACUCCAAGAGGGGAGAGAGUGAAAUAGUGGAGCCUGCUGCUCAGAGUCUUUGGUCAGCUAUGGGGUCGUCUAGCCGGCGCACGCUCCUCGCCGUCCUCCUCGCGUCCUCCUUGUGCGCCAGCUCGGCGGCGGCGGCGCCGCUGGCGGCCGAGCGGACCCGCCGGAAGGACCCGCUGGACGGGCUCCGGCCCUACGCCGGCGGCUGGAACAUCAGCGACCGGCACUACGUCGCCUCGGUGGCCUUCAGCGCGGCGCCGGUGUUCGCGGCGGCGGCGGUCUGGUUCGCCGGCCUCGCCCUGGCGGCGCUCGCGGCCUGCUGCUGCCGGUGCUGCAGCCGCGGCAGCCCCACCAGGGACGACGACUACUCCUACUCCCGCAAGACCUUCGCCGCCUCCCUCCUCCUCCUCCUCGCCUUCACCGCCACCGCCAUCGUGGGGUGCUCGGUGCUGUACGACGGGCAGGCAAGGCUGGACAACAACACGGCGGCGACGCUGCGCUACGUGGUCAGCCAGUCGGACGGCGCGGCGGCGAGCCUGCGCGGCUUCGCCCGGUUCAUCGAGACGGCCAAGGCGUCCGGCGGCGCCGCCAUGCCGCGCGACCUCGGGGCCAAGGUCGACCAGGUCGCCAACAGGGUGGGCGCCGCCGCCGACGAGCUCGCCGCGCGCACCGCCAGCAACGCGCGCAAGAUCCGGACCGUGCUCGACACCACAAGGAAGAUCCUGAUCGGCGUCGCGGCCGUGAUGCUGGUGCUGGCGUUCAUGGGCCUCGUGUUCUCCUUGGCUGGGCUGAACUCAGUUGUUAGCUUCCUAGUGUUUCUGGGAUGGAUCCUUGUCACCGCCACAUUCAUACUGGGUGGUGUUUUCCUUCUCCUCCACAACGCGGUGGGCGACACCUGCGUGGCCAUGGAGGAAUGGGUGCGCCGCCCGCCGGACAGCAGCAACAGCACCGCCCUGGACGACAUCCUCCCGUGCGCCGACGCGGCGGCGACCUCGGAGGCGCUGCGCCGGAGCAAGGAGGUGAACCACCAGCUGGUGGCCACGCUCAACGGCGUGCUCGCCAACGUCUCCAACGCCAACGCCUUCCCGCCGGGCGCCGGGCCGCCUCUCAACUACAACCAGUCCGGCCCGCCGGUGCCGCUCCUCUGCAGCCCCUACCGCGCCGACCUCUCCGACCGCCCCUGCGCCGCCGGCGAGGUGCCGGCCGCCUUCGCGCCGCAGGCGUGGCGGGGCCACGUGUGCCGGGCGGCGGGCGCGCCGGGGCCGGAGGUGUGCGCGACGCCCGGGCGGCUCACGCCGUCCAUGUACGCCCAGGCGCUGGCGGUGGCGAACGCCAGCGCGGGGCUGGUCGGGUACGGGCCGGUGCUGGCGGAGCUGGCGGACUGCACGUUCGUGCGGCGGGCGUUCGAGGCGGUGGCGGCGGACAACUGCCCCGGGCUGAGGUGGCACAGCGGCAGCGUGUACCGGUCGCUGGUGACCGUGGCGGCGGCGGUGGCGGCGGCCGUGGUGGCCUGGGUGGUGCACGCCAAGGAGCGGCGGCGGCGGCGCGAGGCCGUGCGGUUCCGGGUGUCGCCGUACCGGCUGCCCAUCGAGGACAAGUCGCUGCUCAAGAGCCCCCGCCGGCCCUACCGGCGAGCCGAGAGCGGCGGGCUCAUCGGCAAAGGCGGCUGGUGAUCCGAUCCCACGGUGCAUCGUGACGGAUAGGGCGGCCACGUAGUUGAGCAAGCCUAGUGGAGCUGGAUAUGUGUAUAUAUAUAUAUAUUAGGUGUACUACCAAGCGACUUCUACACUCAAAGAUAUAAAAUAAAAAGAGAGUUCUUGUGUGCCUUGCAAUAACCACCACCCCCCUAUCGCGAAUGUCGUUUUGAAAUUUGACAUGGGGUUCGUAGCACUAUACUUUUACGGUCGUUUUCAUGUAAAUUGAAUUAAAUAAAUAUAAUUGUAGGCUUAUACAUU
This is a messenger RNA of Hordeum vulgare subsp. vulgare (domesticated barley), 1992 nucleotides long. RefSeq lists its product as uncharacterized. Gene Ontology annotation, cellular component: plasma membrane; plasmodesma. The transcript is spliced from 7 exons. The record is from RefSeq and is a predicted model, not a curated record. Bases 100 to 1710 code for a protein of 536 amino acids. Lineage: Eukaryota; Viridiplantae; Streptophyta; Magnoliopsida; Poales; Poaceae.